AUGUUGAAGCCCAAUGUUUCUCUGCGCUCGUCGACACCCGCACGCCGUACCCUCGUUGCACCCCCUCAGCCAAACAGUGGUCCCUUGCUCUCACGACGAGCUGACCGAGAGCUCCCCUCACUUGGCUCACACAGACGGUGGCUGCGCACUAUACCAAUAUUUCUUGCGAUAAUUGGCGUGUCAAGUCUCGCGAUAUUCAAUUACCAGAAGUCUUCAUCCAGUAUCGUUAGCAGUACUCUGUACGCUCUGCGACACUCUCCCAAGGCCCGGGAGCUCCUUGGAGACGAGAUAUAUUUUGCACAGCAGAUACCGUGGAUAAGCGGAGAGAUGAACCAGCUUCAUGGCCGUAUCGACAUUUCAUUCUGGGUCAAGGGAACUCGCGGCAAGGGAAAGAUGCGAUUCAAGAGCACGAGAGAGAGCAGAUUAGGCUACUUCAACACCGAAAUAUGGAGUCUUGAGAUGGAAGAUGGCACAGCUGUGCCGCUACUCAACCAGACCGAAGAAGAUCCAUUUAAGGGCGCAAUAUAA
This is a messenger RNA of Trichophyton verrucosum HKI 0517, 528 nucleotides long. RefSeq lists its product as uncharacterized. Lineage: Eukaryota; Fungi; Ascomycota; Eurotiomycetes; Onygenales; Arthrodermataceae. The record is from RefSeq and is a predicted model, not a curated record. Gene Ontology annotation, biological process: mitochondrial respiratory chain complex IV assembly. The coding region runs from base 1 to 528 and encodes 175 amino acids. Gene Ontology annotation, cellular component: mitochondrial inner membrane. The transcript is spliced from 2 exons.